Molecule: messenger RNA, 414 nt
Organism: Venturia canescens
Lineage: Eukaryota; Metazoa; Arthropoda; Insecta; Hymenoptera; Ichneumonidae
Exons: 3
Coding region: 1-414 (137 amino acids)
Biological process (GO): positive regulation of voltage-gated potassium channel activity; regulation of synaptic transmission, cholinergic; sleep
Source: RefSeq, a predicted model, not a curated record
AUGCGGUUUAAAAUAAGCACAAUUUUACCGAUAUUACUGAUAAUGUCAGUUAUUCAAAAAGUUUGCAUAGGUAUCAAUUGUUAUCAGUGCAAAAGCAGCGAGGACAAAAAUUGUGGUACGAAGAGCGCGGAUCGGAAGUACCUUAAGGAAUGUCCGAGGUCUCACAGGUUCUGUCGAAAAUUGGAUUCCAUUUAUUAUUUUACCGAUUCGCGAGAUUACAUUACGAUACGGGAAUGCGCGAUGUUCCGAACGGAAGGGCAAGAUUGUUACCACGGCCGGUACAACAGGGACAGUUAUCAGCGCGUCUGCGAGUGCGGGGAAUCCGGUUGUAAUCGUUCGCCGAGUUUACACCGUGGAACUUCGAUGAUUUUGCUCCUUUCUCAAUUAUUCCUUCGUUGGGUUCUUCCCUCUUGA